Leishmania mexicana MHOM/GT/2001/U1103 is the source of this 3273-nucleotide messenger RNA. RefSeq lists its product as hypothetical. The transcript has a single exon. NCBI's taxonomy places the organism in Eukaryota, Euglenozoa, Kinetoplastea, Trypanosomatida, Trypanosomatidae. The record is from RefSeq and is a predicted model, not a curated record. Bases 1 to 3273 code for a protein of 1090 amino acids.
AUGAGCAUGGUUGCCCCUCCGUCAACCUUCGCCGAGGCGGGAAUACCGCUGCACGCGAAGCUGCUCAGCGCUGUGGAGGCUGAUGGGCAGGCCAUCACGCCGACACCGCUGCUCAUUCGGGUUCUGCGACGGACAGCGCUUGACUUUGCCGACGUUAUCGUAGAUGGCCGCUGCGCAACGGGCACUCGCCAGGUGGGCAGUGCCGCUGCCGUUUGGGUCCACAACACGAACGCUAGAGCCAACGCCUCGCAAGCAGGAGCUGGAUCCUCUUCGAAAUCGCCGCAGCAGACGGCAGGCGGCAACAAGGCGUCAUCUCCGGGCACCGGAGACGCGAACAGCGACAAGACGGUGCCCCUGUACCGUACCGAGGCGGCGCUUAGCGAGUGCCGCUCACUCCUUGUCCUGUACACGCUGCACUGCCUCCUGAGUGCCACUCAGGAGCCGAGCACGGACGGUGGCCGCAGUAGCAGCGACAGCAGUGCCCAUGUCCGCGCGGAUGCGGAUGGGCGCGUUCAGCAGCUACCACUCGCCGCGCGUAACUGGGCACCGGAGGUGUCGAUCAUUCUCGCUGAGACGGAGGCGAGUGCGGUGGAGCUGCACUGCAUGUGCAAGUCUCUCGGUGAAACCUGUGGGCUCCGUUUGAAUGCUGUGCUGCAGGUCGGCGACAAACCCCCCGCAUCCCUCGUGCUGUCGCCCGCUACGCCAGUCACGGAGCAGGACACGGCAAAUCCCGAGGUCAGUGCUACGCCGGCUGGUGCCAGCGACGCCAGCAAGGAUGAGGAAGGCGGCGACAUCAGCCGCACCGCCAAGAAGACGACCUCAGCGGGUGCGCGGCCGCACCUGGUCUCCAUCAUCGUCACAACCGCACAAGGGUUUCUGAAGUGGAACUUGAGCGCGCUACUGAGCGCUGGCGUGGAUGUUGCUGUUGCCGGCAGCGGCACAGCCACGGCGGCUGCCGAAUCGGCAACAGAUGCUGCCAGCACUGGUGCCACAGCGGCCGCUGAACCCUCGCCGAGCCCUGAAAUGCGGCGGGUGCACCCCCACAUUGCAUCGAUCGUGGUGGAGGAGAUGGGAGGGGCGAGUGUCACCUCUCCGAUGGGGGUCGACAAGGCGGUGCAGCAGUGGCGCGAGGUGCACCACACUUUGUACGUGGCGGUACUGCGGCAGAACCCGCGCUAUGUGCCAGCGGCGCACCUGCACCCCCACUACAUGUGGGUCUGCCGUGGACCCGUUUCUCACCUGCCUGCCACGCUGCGGCAGUGCUUCAGCCGGCGCAGCCGUCGGUACUACCAAAUCCAGCCCUCCACGUACAUCAGCCCCUUGGCCGUUGCCCUUAUGCCGCACCCGCAUGAGGGGCUUAGCUCACCAGCCGAGUCUCUGGGUAUACGCCUCGUACUAUCGCAGAACCAGGCUGACAAGGAGGCGCAGCUGCGUCGCAUCGUGACGGACCGCAGCGGUCUCUUCCACCGUGUGCUUUUGCUCACGCACAACAAGGAGGUCGCCCAGCUCAGCGCUUUGAUCGCGAGCUGGGGUGUGUCAAAGGAAGCCCCAACCGCGUCAACGGUGUCGGCGUCGUCCUCGAACAGCGUUGUAUUUAGCCGGCGCAUGGACAGCCUAGGGGCUCAGCAGCAGUGCCACGCGGCGUACCUGCAGAGCUGCGAGGCGGCCGAGCGGGUCUUGCCAGCCGCAGCGGCGACGUCGUCGUUGUUGCCGUAUACCUCCCCUGUCGUCGUCACCCUCGUUGCGUGGGACGCGCUGACGUCGCUCGACAUAAUGGAUGUGGACGUUAUUAUCCAGUACUACCCACCUCAGAAGUCGCUGACGGACCAGGAGUGGGCGGAGUUCAUCCAGGUCCUGCACACCACCGUCGAUGGGGAGCGCGAGAUCGAGCUGUCGCUGCGGCAAAACCGCCAAAUCAAGGAGGGUAACAUUCAGGAGAAGCUGCAGCAGCUGCGGGAGGGCACGACCACGGGAGCAGCGAAGUCAGCGGAGGGAUCUAAGCAGCCGCAGCGUCCGCUGCCGGUGCUCGUGACACUGAUGUUGGCAGCGGACUUUACCCUCUCUGCUUACUUUCUUCACCAGUACAUGUACAGCGGCGCCACCGGCACCCUGACCCGCGCUGCCACAGCCACGUCACUCACGUCGACCGGCCCGGCUCCUGGCCGCCCGGGGGUGCAGGAGCCCGUGGAGUACCCGUUGCCGGUGCUAGACAUUUCUCCUAAGCAUCCGUACUUUAUUCCGCUAGUAUGCGGGCACACAGGUGACGUUGAGUGGCCAGCGACGGCACCCGGCUCACCACCGCGACCGCGCACCGCGACAGCUGGCGUCAACGGCGCUGAAGAAAACCUGAUGCUAACACUCACGUCAGGCGAGGCGAUUACAGUGAAAAAAGUCCUGGUGGCGAAGCUGCAGAAGGAGCAACGGCAGCUUGACGGUUUCACAAGCUUAUCGGGCACGGCCGCGGCGGCCAAUAGUGUGGGCUUCCCUGGAAACUCUUCUCUCGGUGCCGCUUCGUCACCAGUGCAGCUCUUGGCGCAGGGCAACAUUGCCAUGACUGCCAACGCUGCGAGUGGAGGGAGCGCCAACCUCAGCUCCAGCGGCAGCGGUGGGGCCGAGCGUAACUCUUUCGCAAAGAUGGUGAAAAAUUCUGGCGUAGCAACGGCAAACUACGCAUCUAGCGCCGCCGCCGGAGUUGCGAGCCCUGGCGCCGCGACUGCCACGGGUAUCGGUGCCAGCGGCGUGCGAGCUAAUAGCCGUGGAAAUGCCGGCGCAGGCACUGGUGCGGCCGACGGUAGUAGCGGCAACAACAACCAACGCCAGCAUCAGCAGCGCGGAGGCGGGGGUGGUAAGGAGUCCGCUUCAUCCGUCCAAAAUAGCGGUGGCGGUGGCAGUAACAGCAACAACAGGUGCGCACGCUCCUCGGCAGCGCAGAACAGCAACACCGGCGGCCGAGGCGGGAGCAAUGGAAAAGACGGCACCAAUGCAAACACCAACGGCAGUCCGAGCAACAGCACCUCUGCUGCUCAGGCUGCCGCAACAGCAUCUGGCGGUGUGAUCGCGCCUGGCAGCAGGAAAGAGAACGAGGCAGGCAACACAACAACACGAAGCCCGUUGGCAAGCAAGUCCGGCGCCUCGUGCCCUCAUGUCGCAUGCGCCGGGGCGAAAGAUGUGGGCAGCGGCAGUGGCGGCGAUGGGAAGAGCACCUCCAGCAAGCGCCGCUCCCGCAACACACGAGGAAAGAAGCAGCAACAGCCGUCUCCAUCAUCGAGCUGA